Molecule: messenger RNA, 1106 nt
Organism: Mauremys mutica (yellowpond turtle)
Lineage: Eukaryota; Metazoa; Chordata; Testudines; Geoemydidae
Exons: 5
Coding region: 1-603 (200 amino acids)
Source: RefSeq, a predicted model, not a curated record
AUGGGCCCCAACGAUGACCCCGAGGCGUUCCUGGCCCAGCAUGCAACGCUCCAUCUCAAUCCAGAGGGCAGCCAACCCGUCCAGCUCAGCGCUGUCCACGGGCAGCGCCUCUGGGUGCAAGAGCCCUGUGACAAUCUGUGCAAAGCAGCCACUGCCUCCAAGCUUCCGGCAAGCCAGCGCGGCAAGUGCGUGGAGACCAUCGGGAUCUACACCUGUGAUUGCUACCCUGGCUUCUCCGGGCCGGAGUGUGAACACGAAAUUACCGACCUGAUGGUGAAUCAAACCCCAGCCAGUGUCAGUGAUUUGGAAGGCUCAGAACUUACCAUGAAUUGUACAUUCAAGACAGUCAAUAACCACAGCCCCAUGUAUGUGCGAUGGUAUAACUAUGGGACCGAGGGACUAAAGCAAGAGCUGGUGAAUGAGAGUGAUGUGAUUACAACCCUGCAUUUGGACAAUGGGUUUGCCUCUCUCACUUUGAAGAAUGCGAAUUCAUCUAAUACAGGAACCUACGUGUGUGAGGUGGGGAUCACAGCAAGGAACCUGUCUGUGUCAGGAGCUGGAACCCAGGUGACCAUCACUCCUGUCAAUCGGACAAUAUGGUGAUCAGCUGUUACAGCGUACACCUGGAGAUGGAGCUCUCAGACACCUGUUACCCCGGCAUUCCCCACAAACACCGUGCUGACUAUCUUGCCUGCCAGAUUCUGCACCUGCAAAUAAACCUUGAACUGAAUGGAAGGGAGGGGAGGGGAUACUGGAUAAUUGGAAGGGAGUUCACAGGUGUUCAGAAUAAAAAGACUCCUCUCUGACACCCUGCUUUGAGGCAGCAGAACCCGGUGAUCGGUGGUGGCUUAGGCAGUCUCAGUGGCAUCUGAGCCAUAGGAAAAUAUGAGACGAACAUUUAUGUUACCUAAAGAUUCCCCAUUGUGCUACCUAGCAAUCACUUUAGAGCAGGGGAGCGGAAAUUAUGGUCCGUGGGCCAGAUCUGGCCGGCGGGAUUGCCAGCCUGAUCGCACAGCAGGGCUAAGGCAGGCUGCCUACCUGCCCUGGCCCCACACCGCUCCCGGAAGCAGCCGGCACCACUUUGCUGCAGCCCGUGGGGGGUGGGG